Molecule: messenger RNA, 1734 nt
Organism: Euleptes europaea (tarantolino)
Lineage: Eukaryota; Metazoa; Chordata; Lepidosauria; Squamata; Sphaerodactylidae
Product: zinc finger protein ZFP2-like
Exons: 3
Coding region: 1-1734 (577 amino acids)
Biological process (GO): regulation of cytokine production; regulation of immune system process; negative regulation of transcription by RNA polymerase II
Source: RefSeq, a predicted model, not a curated record
AUGGUUCUUCUGCAAAGGAACACAGAGGAUCAGAAAUCUGUGGGGUCCAACCUUGGAGAUAGAUUGUUUGGAUGUCCAGAAAGCCCCCGUAGCGACAUUCAGGGGAAAGAUGAAGACUACCUGAGCUGCAGAAAGGAAGUCCACAUAGGAAUGAAGGCCCUAAAUUCAGAGACUGCUUUCCUGCCCACUGCAGAAAGAAUGGCUUAUCGCAGAGAGGUGGUGACCCGCCUUUUGCCAUGCAUCAGUGGAGAAGCUGAGCCAGGCUACACCUGCCUGGACUCCAGGGGAACCUAUGAAGGGCCUUCGGAAACGGAUACUACCGCGGCGAAAAUGCUGCGGCGGAACUUCCGGCAGUUCCGCUACCGGGAGGCUGAGGGACCCCGGGAGGUUUGCAGCCAGUUGUGGUAUCUCUGCCAUCGGUGGCUGAAGCCGGAGAAACGCACCAAGGAGCAGAUCCUGGAGCUGUUGAUCUUGGAACAGUUCCUGGCCAUCCUGCCCCUCGAGAUGCAGAGCUGGGUCGAGAGGGAUUGCCCCGGGACCUGUGCCCAGGCGGUGGCCUUGGCCGAGGAUUUCCUGCAGAGGGAUCGAGAAGCUAUGAGGUGGGGAGAGCAGGAGGCAUUUCCAGAGAUACCUGUGAAUUCCCUUGAAGUGGAGCAGACGCCUUCCGAGGCUGGCGAGGAAUGGUUCCGCCCAGAAGUGAAACAUGAAGGCCGUGGGAGCGCCAGUUGUCUGGGUGAUGGGCAGCUGAGCCUAAAGGAGAUGCCACCACUGGAAAGUCUGAAGCAAAUUGGGGUGUGUGGGGAGGGGAAAGAGAGAUGCUCUCUGCCUUCAACAGAGGAGGAAAGCGUUUCCAGCCCUCCCGGAUCAGACAGAGAGCUAGGCAAGGAUCUGUCGGACGGUACUGCUGGUUCCAAAGCCCCCCGCAAUCUCGGUGAAUCCACAAUCAAUUUGAAAAGCUCCAAAGGCAAGCAGGAGACAACGUGUAGCGUUUGCGGGAAGAGCUUCAGCCGAAGGACAGGCCUCUUGGCCCACGAGAGGGUCCACACGGGGGAGAAGCCAUACAAGUGCUCUCAUUGCGGAAGAAGCUUCCGCUCCAAGUCGACCCUAGUGGUGCACCAAAGAACCCACACCGGGGAGAAGCCUUACCAGUGCCGUGAGUGCGGGAAGAGCUUCCCAGUGACCACACAGCUAAUCGAGCAUGAGCGGACCCACUCGGGGGAAAAGCCCUAUGAGUGCGCUGAGUGUGGGCAGACAUUCCGCCAGAGGUCGCACCUGAAGAACCACCAGAAGAUCCACACAGGCCUCAAGCCAUUCAAAUGCUCAUACUGUGGGAAGGGCUUCAGCAUCAGCUCUGACCUCAUCCGGCACGAGAGGGCCCACACAGGGGAGAAGCCCUACCAGUGUCCGGACUGCGGCAAGCGGUUCUGCAACAGCUCGCAGGUGAUCACUCACCGGCGGGUCCACACGGGAGAGAAACCGUACAAGUGCCUGGAGUGUGGGAAAGGGUUUACCGUCAGCCAGCAGCUGAUCCGACACCAGGCCGUCCACACCGGGGAGAAGCCGUAUCAGUGCCUAGAAUGUGGGAAGACCUUCGGCGUCAGCACACUGCUGGCCGGUCACCUAAGGAUCCACACGGGGGAGAAGCCGUACGAGUGCUCAGAAUGUGGGAAGUGCUUUCGGCUGCGCUCCACGCUCAUCACACACCUAAAAAUCCACACGGCAAGAAAAACUUAG